Molecule: messenger RNA, 3158 nt
Organism: Staurois parvus
Lineage: Eukaryota; Metazoa; Chordata; Amphibia; Anura; Ranidae
Source: the annotation of a GenBank genome assembly
AGUAAGCUCUACUUGCCUACAAAUGUAUUUGUUCCAAUGUGCUGCUGAUAAAAAAAAGAAAUAUUUAGCACUGUUUUAAUCUGAGUUAUAAAAUAUUUAAAUUAUUUAAACAGAUAUUCAUAAAGACCACAAACAACAUCUGAUGGAGAAGACUGAGACUCUAGCGGAGCAUAGACCCCCGGGAACUACCCUGGAACCACAAAGAUUCCUCAUCAAUGAGCGUUAUGUGAACCUGAUUGUAAUCUCCACUGAUCAGUUUAGACAACGUCCUCAGCAUGAGCUAAUACAGACUGGGGAAAAACAUGAGGAAUGCUUGAACAAAAUACAAACUGGACUGGAACGCAUUUCCUCCAAAAAGCUGUUCCGAUGGAGUCACCAGUCACAAUGUGUACCACAUGCAGUAAUGGUGAGUGGAGUUCCAGGAAUAGGGAAGACCACACUGAUGCAGAAGUUUGUCUAUGACUGGGUGACCGGAAAACACUACCAGAUAUUUGCUUUUGUCUUCUUCUUCAGAUUCCGAGACCUUAAUAGACUGGGAUUGGUCAACUUGGAGGAGAUGAUUCUCCAUCAAUAUCCACAUCUGGAGGGUCAGAUUGGAGAUAUUUUACAACAUCCAGAGAGGCUUCUGUUUAUUUUUGAUGGAUUAGAUGAAAGUAUUUACCAAAUGGAUUUCAUAUCAAGUAAACUGUCCAAUCCAAAAUACAGAACACAUUUUGGUGAGAUUCUGAACAAUUUGGUGAGGCAGAGUCUUCUCAAUGGUUGUUCUGUACUGAUAACAAGCCGUCCAACCAGACUAGCAUCAGUUGAUACUGGUGUAUUCCAGAGAAUAGCGGAGAUCAUGGGAUUUCUCCAUGAAGACCGACUAAUCUACUUUAAUAAUUUCUUUGGAAAUAAGGAAUUGUCAAAAAGGGCUUUUCAUUAUGUGCAGGAGAAUGACACGCUGUACACUUUCUGUUAUAUCCCAUCAUACUGCUGGAUCAUCUGUACAGUGUUAUCAAUGUGCUUUAGAGCCCAACCAACAAAUUCUGAUCAGUUGAUGACAUUAUUGCCCAAAACAGUGACACAACUCUUUGUAACUUUUGUCUCCAAUAUUCUGGCCAAUCACAGCCAGAAUAAAGAUGGCGGUCACACUGCCCAGAAACUUCUGACAUCUGUUGGGUGGAUGGCAGAACAUGGAGUCAUGAAUCACAUGAUUGUAUUUGAUGAGCGUCAUCUGGAGUCAUUCAAUCUAAGAAAUGAUAAACAUCUCUUUUCUUCUUUUAUGGUGGAAUCUGGUCAGUCUCCCGAUGUGGAUUACACCUUCUUACAUCUCACUCUUCAGGAGUUUUUUGCUGCUUUAGUUCAUUUUAUUAACUAUAGUCCUGACAAGUUACAGGAAACACUUGACAAGGCUGAAUCUUACAAAGAUGGCCGUGCUGAAAUACUCCUCCGUUUCCUCUGCGGUCUCUCAGAUUCUUCUACUAGAUCCAUGUUAAAGCCUCAUGUGGGAGAGUUGUCUACCAAGGCUGCCAGAGAUGUCAUCACCUGGAUCCACAGAAAAGAUGGCAAACCAAAAGAACACAAGAGAGCACUCCUGAAUGUAUUCUACUACCUCCAUGAGAGCAGGAAUAAGGCUCUGGUGUCACGAUGUAUUACAUCAAAAGAAGUUGACAUCAUUGAUGUCCCCCUCACCCCUCUGGACUGCUCUGUGCUGUCUUAUAUCCUUCAAUCCUGCAGAGAGACAGAAGAAGUCCAUCUAAAUUCGUGUAAAAUUCAGAGUGAAGGAUUGAGAAAACUUAUACCAGCUUUACACACCAUCAAGAAUCUGAUUUUGUAUGAUAAUCACUUGACAGACAGUUCCUGCCCCCACCUGGCAUCUGGAAUAAGAAAUAACCAGACACUGAGGACACUGAACCUGUCUGAGAACAAUCUGGAGGGUCCUCAUUUCAGUGAUCUGAUGGCAGCUCUGACAACAAGCCGGAUAGAGGAAUUACAAUUGCCCUACAAUCACCUUACUGACAGUUCCUGCUCCCAUCUGGCAAUUGGAAUAAGAAAGAACCAGACACUGAGGACACUGAACCUGUCUGAGAACAAUCUGGAGGGUCCUCAUUUCAGUGAUCUGAUGGCAGUUCUGACAACAAGCCAGAUAGAGGAAAUACAAUUGAAUAGAAAUAAGCUGACAGACAAUUCCUGCCCCUACCUGGCUUCUGGAAUAAGAAACAACCAGACACUGAGGAUACUGUACCUGUCUUUGAACAUCCUGGAGGGUCCUCAUUUCAGUGAUCUGAUGGCAGCUCUGACAACAAGCCGGAUAGAGGAAUUACAUUUGGAUAAUAAUCACCUGACAGACAGUUCCUGCCCCCACCUGGCAUCUGGAAUAAGAAAUAACCAGACACUGAGGACACUGAACCUGUCAUACAACGUUCUGGAGGGUCCUAAUUUCAGUGAUCUGAUGGCAGCUCUGACAACAAGCCAGAUAGAGGAUUUACAAUUGGAUAAUAAUCGCCUGACAGAGAGUUCCUGCCCCCACUUGGCAUCUGGAAUAAGAAAUAACCAGACACUGAGGACACUAAACCUGUCUGAGAAUAAUCUGGAGGGUUCUCAUUUCAGUGAUCUGAUGGCAGCUCUGACAACAAGCCGGAUAGAGGAUUUACUUUUGGGUGGUAAUAACCUGACAGACAAUUCCUGCCCCCACCUGGCAUCUGGAAUAAAAAAUAACCAGACACUGAGGAGACUGGACCUGUCUGGGAACAAUCUGGAGGGUCCUCAUUUCAGUGAUCUGAUGGCAGCUCUGACAACAAGCCGGAUAGAGGAAUUACAAUUGUUGAAUAUAAAUCUGACAGACAGUUCCUGCCUCCUCCUGGCAUCUGGAAUAAGAAAUAACCAGACACUGAAGACACUGGACCUGUCUGAGAACAAUCUGGAGGGUCCUCAUUUCAGGGAUCUGAUGGCAUCUCUGACAACAAGCCGGAUAGAGGAAUUACAUUUGGCUGGUAAUCACCUGACAGACAGUUCCUGCCCCCACCUGGCAUCUGGAAUAAGAAAUAACCAGACACUGAGGAUACUGUACCUGUCUGGGAACAAUCUGGAAGGUCCUCAUUUCAGUGAUCUGUUGGCAGCUCUGACAACAAGCCGGAUAGAGGAAUUACAGUGAGUAUAAUAGGACUGACUGAGACAUU